AUGAAGACAAACUUUACCUUGGACCACUGCCACCAAGUACUUGCACGCGAAAAAAAGUGGAUAGAUGCAGUUAUGAAGUCCGUCGAAAAAAAGAGGGCCAAGAACUCCAAAACUGGUGCUAAUUCUGUUGCUACUACUACUACUACUACUACUACUACUACUGCUGCUGCUACUGCUACUGCUACAGCUACUGCUGAUGUUGAUGUUGCUGUAGCAAAUACACUCGAAGAAGCUGACAGUGGAUCUGACAUUUCUCUGUCUCCGCCCACUGGUAGAACGCAGCAGAUGGUGACUAAUGAGCCUAAAAAGAGAUCUUUCCAAGAGAUGAUGCAGACGUUCUCUGCCAGAAUUGACGAGACUACAACCUUGGAGGUAAACGACACAUCUGAUCUCACAAAUAAAGUCGCCAAGGACCAAGCUGCUGCUCAACUACUGUUGGUUAAAGAACAAAUACGUGUGGCCGAAGCUGAGCGGCUAGUAGCUGAAGAACGGAUACUGCUUACUAAAGCGCAACGACUGAUAGCUGAAGCACAGUUUAUAGCCAUUGAUGCAAACGAAAUUAAAGAUCCUACUAAGCGUCAGUGGAUGUUAAAUAUGCAAAAUAAAAUUAUGGAGAAAGGCUCUGGUGACAGUAGAAAUAACGUUGACAGUAAUUAA
Molecule: messenger RNA, 657 nt
Organism: Phycomyces blakesleeanus NRRL 1555(-)
Lineage: Eukaryota; Fungi; Mucoromycota; Mucoromycetes; Mucorales; Phycomycetaceae
Exons: 1
Coding region: 1-657 (218 amino acids)
Source: RefSeq, a predicted model, not a curated record